AUGGAUCGAUCAAACGAUGUCCGGGGCCUCGAGCGUAGAAAGGGCUGUGACUUUUGUCUUGAGAAAAAGUACAAGUGUGAUACAAGGAAGCCCAAAUGUUCCAACUGUGUAUUUCACAUGGUCUCAUGUGUAUGGACACCAAGCAUACUCUCCGUUCGAGAAGUAUCAAGUGAUAGGGUCACUGGCAUUGAACGUCGCCUCAAGGCUCUUGAAGAGCAAAUACGACGAACCACACCGGUCGACCCCAUCGCCGCUGGUAGCACUCAACUUAUCAAGGUAGAACCCUAUGAAGAAGUUAUAACUUCCAAUCGAGCAGAUCCCUUCACUCUACCGCCCUACGAACAAGUGAAGGCUUAUGUUGACGACUACUUUGGCAUAUUCAACACAGGCAUGCCAUUGUUUGACGAGUUCGAAUUCAAACUGAUGGUCGAGAGGUGGUACAAUAUGCCUGAAGAACGCACACACGAUAACUGGGCCGCUAUCAAUGUUGUUAUUGCAUUAGCUAUCCGAUAUACCUUUUGGGAAAGGACCCAAGACUAUUGCAAAGGAACGGAAUUCUCCUGCAUUGCAAAUGUCCAGUCGGCCGUAUCUAAGUUCGUUUGUCAAAAGCCGCUCUUCCUAAAUCUCCGGACCACCCUCGGUUUGAUUCUGGUUCUCAUGGCUGGCCCAGUCCCCCGAUCCGCCAGUCACUUGAUGGGUUUGGCUGUGAAGAUGGUUCAUGGAAUGACGCUCCAUAUUCCAUUGCCGCACAGUUUUCCUUCCGUAGAGCGUCACAACAGGGAACGACUCUUCUGGAUCGCCUAUAUUAUUGAUCGUGAUUUAUCUCUGAUCGCAUCCGAGCCGUAUCUUCUCCAAGACCAUGAUAUAGGCUACGAUCUUAAAGAAAUGACUUGCAGCCUGGGUGGAGGAAACGUCCAAACGUACUUGAAUUUGGAAAGAGAAAUACUCCAGCCAAGAGCAGAGCUAGCCAAGAUUCAGGGCAAAUUGUACGACCUAGUGAACUCUGUUAGGGCCUCGAAAUUUUCUUAUAGCCAGAAAGUAGCGGCGCAAGAGCGUCUUUACCGAACGCUUGACGAGUGGCACAAAGGCUUGGAAGAGCCUGAUUUUAAGCCUGACCUACUAGGCGAGAUACCAGUCGGGAUUGAGAGGAAAUCUUGUCAGCUGCAUGAAACCUUGUUGCAUCUUGCGUACUAUCGCUGUCUUUACUCUGUUGCGUGUCUCAGUGUUCGCAAUGUGCGUUGGCUACAGCAACUGAAAGAAUUCAGUGACAAGUUCAUUCAUGGGAAGGAUACACGCAUCUUGACUUCGGCCUCGCCAUUACUGCCAUUAAACUGGCGGCAUUUGGCAGACUCCGCUCGAUGGUGCAACGAACUUGUGCUGAAUCAAACAACAAUAUACAAUCCAGCCUUGAGAUGGAUUUCCGCUCCUGUAAGCGAGUCUACUGCGACUAUCCUGGCGGCUCAUCUCAUCGCCCUCCCGGAACGCGACUUAGACGAAACUCUUCCCUGCAGCGGCGAGCCUGAGUAUCAGGAGAUCGAAAAUGAUGAAUCUAGGAUGGAGGACGCCCGAAGUCAUUACCGUCAGUCGUUAUAUGGGGCUGAAGACUGUGAGGUUUUGGCAAAUCUCGCGCUUAGAAGAAUGGAAGAACUACCGAUCACACCUUCAGGUAUAUUCAUGCAACAAGACUUCAUCACACCUGAGCAUGAACAACAGCUUGCGCAUAUCUUUGAGAAUGAACUAGAAUGGCCAACUCGUCCAGGACGACUGUCACUACACUAUGGCUAUACUUUCAGCUACAAGACGUUCGGAAUCGAUGAGGAAACACCUUUUAAGCCCUUUCCAGAUUGGCUAGUGCCUCUACUACCAACCACUGAAGGCCGUCCACCUGAUCAAGUCUGUCUUCAACAGUAUGCUCCGGGCACUGGAAUACCACCUCAUGUCGACACCCAUGGCCCGUUCGAUCAGCUUUACUCUUUAUCUCUUGGCUCGCCACUGAUGAUGCAGUUUGCCAAUAAAGAGACAGGAGAGAAGAUCGAGGUGGACUUAUUACCACGGAGUAUGAUGCAGAUGAGUGGCGACUCACGAUUACACUGGACCCAUGGCAUCAAAUCCCGCAAGACAGAUACUCUGCCUGAUGGUACUGUUAGACUACGACAGCUUCGGUGGAGUCUUACAUAUCGAUGGCUUCGACCUGGUGCAGAAUGCGAGUGCGGCAACGAGAAACUCUGCGACACGGCACAGCGACGAAAUGGAGUCGAGAGAGAAUACCGAUGGAAGCAGUACGAAGAAGACGCAAAGAAAACUGAAACGAAAGAGGCUGUGUAG
Fusarium poae is the source of this 2325-nucleotide messenger RNA. RefSeq lists its product as uncharacterized. The coding region runs from base 1 to 2325 and encodes 774 amino acids. Gene Ontology annotation, biological process: oxidative demethylation; regulation of DNA-templated transcription; DNA-templated transcription. Lineage: Eukaryota; Fungi; Ascomycota; Sordariomycetes; Hypocreales; Nectriaceae. The transcript has 5 exons. The record is from RefSeq and is a predicted model, not a curated record. Gene Ontology annotation, molecular function: oxidoreductase activity; DNA binding; demethylase activity.